Messenger RNA from Trichoplusia ni (cabbage looper), 1149 nucleotides. Its product is annotated as lysozyme-like. The transcript has 3 exons. Gene Ontology annotation, molecular function: lysozyme activity. The record is from RefSeq and is a predicted model, not a curated record. Lineage: Eukaryota; Metazoa; Arthropoda; Insecta; Lepidoptera; Noctuidae. Bases 669 to 1088 code for a protein of 139 amino acids.
GUUAUUUCUUCUCGCUCAGCCGCCGGACCAAUUCUGAUAAACUUUGGUGUUGAGGUGACACAACAACACUGGAUGAAACAAAACCGACAUCCUCAUUGGCUAAGCCGAGGACAUUGGGCCCGUUUAGAAAUAACAUGGAUAAGUUUGGUUACUAAUCUGUAAGAAAUCAGGUCUAUUGAGAUUUAGAAAUAAAAGGCUUCGUAUUAAAUUUGAAGUAGAAAGCUGUAUGCAAUGUUUUAUUCUCUUGACGAGACUGUAACUGUUAGGUGCAUUAUUCCUUGGCAAUGGUAUUCCAACAGGAGUAACGUCCUGAAAACCGCAAUAGGUAGGUAUUUGUUUUGAUAGGUUUUUACCAUGAAUACUUAAGUUACUAAAAUAUGGAAUUUUUGAAAGCUUUUCCUUCCCAUUAUGACACAAGGAUAGUCCGAAUACGUUGAGUAUAAAACCCAGCAGACCUAAUUACAAACCACUUAGUUGGAAUAACUGAGCCGCGUCUUUGAUGUUGCCAUACGCAUUAAAGUAUUAACUUUUUAUUAACUUCAACAGGUUUCGCAAAUCAAUUAGUUGUCCGCCUCAUCAAUUUUGUAAAAACUCAAAAACUGUUACCCUUGACACGAUAUAGGUGCAGUGCUGUGUGAGCGUAUUUCUUGAAAAGUCGAAGCAGCGAAAUGACGCGUGCCUGUAUAUUAAUUGUAGGUUUAUGUUUUAUAACUGUAAGCCUUGGUAAAACUUUCUCCGAAUGUGAACUAGUUAGGGAAUUAAGGCGUCAAGGCUUUCCACACGACCAGCUGAAAGACUGGAUGUGUCUAAUUGAAGCAGAAAGUACGAGAAGGACUGAUGUCGUUGGACGAGCCAAUGGGGACGGGUCCCAAGACUUCGGGUUGUUUCAAAUAAACGAUCGCUAUUGGUGCAAUAAUGGCGACCAACCCGGCAAAGGAUGCAACCUACGCUGCAAAGAUCUGCUUCUGGACGACAUUACAGUAGCCUCACAGUGCACAAAAAAGAUUUUUGCAGUCCAUGGAUUUAACGCCUGGGUGGGUUGGGCAAAUAAAUGUAGGGGUAGGAGACUGCCUAAUCUUCCCUGUUAAGUUUGAUGAUGUGUGGACAUUAUCUUACAGUUAUUCAUUUGUAAUAAAAACAUUAUUGAUA